AUGGAUCCUAAGGGGCUCUUCUCUUUGAACUUCCUGCUGUUUCUCUCCCUGGCUUUUGAGCUGAGCUGUGGAACAGGUGAGAGCUUGAUGAAUUGCCCAGAGAUCCCUGGGCGGUUGGGAAGCAGUUUACUGCUGUCCCUGGCAUCUGAAGGGAUAAGUAAGGGCAUGAACAAGAGCAUCCACAUCCUCGUCACCAGAGCAGAGUCACCGGGAAACAGUGUCAAGAAGAAGGUAGCGUCUCUGGACCUUCCAGAAGGGGGUUCUCCGCGCUAUCUGGAAAAUGGCUAUACAUUUCAUCUGGAAAACCUGAGCCUGGGGAUCCUGGAAAGCAGAAAGGAAAAUGAGGGCUGGUACUUCAUGACCCUGGAGGAGAACUUUUCAGUUCGACACUUUUGUCUGCAGCUGAAGCUCUAUGAGCAGGUCUCCACUCCGGAAAUUAAGGUGUUGAACUGGACCCAGGAGAAUGGGAACUGCAGCUUGACCCUGGCCUGCGAAGUGGAGAAGGGGGACUAUGUGGUUUACAGCUGGAGUGAGGAAAUGGCUACCGACCCACUGAUACCAGCCAACGGUUCUCACCUCCUGCACCUUAGCCUCGGCCCUCAGAAUAUCAACAAUGUCUACUUCUGCACCGCGAGCAACCCCAUCAGCAGCCGCUCACAGACCUUCACCCCGCAGUCCAAGUGCAGGCCAGAAUCUUUAGAAUCAACACAAUGGGGACUGUAUGCUGGGCUGUUCUUAGGGGGCAUCGUUGGUGUCAUCUUGAUUCUCGAAGUGGUAAUACUGCUGUUGAGAAGAAGAGGUAAAGCAAAUCAUUACCAGCCAACAAUGGAAGCAAAAAGCCUUACUAUUUAUGCCCAAGUCCAGAAAUCAGGUUCUGUUCAGAAGAAACCUGAUCCCCUGCCAGCUCAGGACCCCUGCACCACCAUUUACGUUGCUGCCACAGAACCCGUCCCAGAGCCUGUCCAGGAACCAAAUUCCAUCACAGUCUAUGCCAGUGUGACACUUCCAGAGAGCUGA
Molecule: messenger RNA, 1017 nt
Organism: Odobenus rosmarus divergens (Pacific walrus)
Lineage: Eukaryota; Metazoa; Chordata; Mammalia; Carnivora; Odobenidae
Gene: SLAMF1
Product: signaling lymphocytic activation molecule family member 1
Exons: 7
Coding region: 1-1017 (338 amino acids)
Biological process (GO): lymphocyte activation
Cellular component (GO): cell surface; membrane
Molecular function (GO): signaling receptor activity
Source: RefSeq, a predicted model, not a curated record